This is a messenger RNA of Blepharisma stoltei, 276 nucleotides long. Lineage: Eukaryota; Ciliophora; Heterotrichea; Heterotrichida; Blepharismidae. The record is from the annotation of a GenBank genome assembly.
AUGAGGUUUCAAGUGCAGCUUUCUCCGACAAGAUGCAAUGGUAAAAAGCACCAAUUUUUAAGAAUAGCAAUUGUGCAUAAUCCGACCAAAAGAUCAAAUAUGAGAUACACAACAUGCUGCUCCCAGCCAAUCCAUCAAAAUUGCUGCAGGAGCUCCAUCGUGUCUUGUCCACAUUGCAGAUUUGAAGUAUUUGCUCUCCAAGACGAGCCAUUUGAUCCAACUAGAGCUUUCAGCCACUAUCCUUUAGAUUUUUAUGAAUAUGUAGUCUAUAUAUAA